Molecule: messenger RNA, 236 nt
Organism: Lampris incognitus (smalleye Pacific opah)
Lineage: Eukaryota; Metazoa; Chordata; Actinopteri; Lampriformes; Lampridae
Product: retinal cone rhodopsin-sensitive cGMP 3',5'-cyclic phosphodiesterase subunit gamma-like
Exons: 2
Coding region: 9-236 (75 amino acids)
Biological process (GO): positive regulation of epidermal growth factor receptor signaling pathway; visual perception; positive regulation of G protein-coupled receptor signaling pathway
Cellular component (GO): photoreceptor outer segment membrane
Molecular function (GO): 3',5'-cyclic-nucleotide phosphodiesterase activity; cGMP binding
Source: RefSeq, a predicted model, not a curated record
AAACAAAAAUGGCAGACACAGCAGUCGCAACUCCCGCCGACAAGAAGGCACCUCCCAAGUUCAAGCAGAGGACCGCUCGUACCUUCAAGAGCAAGGCCCCCAAACCAGGCCAGAAGGGAUUCGGGGACGACAUCCCCGGGAUGGAGGGUCUUGGCACAGACAUCACAGUGGUGUGUCCAUGGGAAGCCUUCGGCGACAUGGAGCUCAGCGACCUGGCCAAAUAUGGCAUCGUCUAG